This is a messenger RNA of Ylistrum balloti, 1267 nucleotides long. Its product is annotated as transcription factor SPT20 homolog. Lineage: Eukaryota; Metazoa; Mollusca; Bivalvia; Pectinida; Pectinidae. The transcript is spliced from 2 exons. The record is from RefSeq and is a predicted model, not a curated record. The coding region runs from base 1 to 339 and encodes 112 amino acids.
AUGAGCAUACAGACCGACAACAGCAGACAGACAACAGCCAAGAACUACACCAAAACAACAACAGCAGACCGACAACAGCAGACAGAAAACACCAGACCAACAGCAGCAGACCAACAACAACAGACCAACAACAGCCAAGAACUACACCAAAACAACAACAGCAGACCGACAACAGCAGACAGACAGCAGCAGACCGACAACAGCAGACAGACAGCAGCAGACCGACAACAGCAGACAGACAGCAGCAGACAGAAAACACCAGACCAACAGCAGCAGACCAACAACAGCAGACAGACAGCAGCAGACCGACAACAGCAGACCGCAGCAGACCGACAAUAGCAGACCGACAACAGCAGACCAACAACAGCCAAGAACUACACCAAAACAACAACAGCAGACCGACAACAGCAGACAGAAAACACCAGACCAACAGCAGCAGACCGCAGCAGACCGCAGCAGACCGACAAUAGCAGACCGACAACAGCAGACCAACAACAGCCAAGAACUACACCAAAACAACAACAACAAAAACAGAUCAAUGUGAUCUGUGUAGUGAACAAAUUUGAAUAAACCGUUGCCUGCCUCGAUUAUCAGAAUGUUCACAGAUAUACUGUGCCAUGACAAACAUUGUAUAUAAUGUCGAGGACGAAUGUAUCACCGCCAGGACACAAUGUCCCUUAGACUUACAAUUUAUUUGCAGGCAAGACCAGAGGACGAAUAUCGUAUCUAUAUCAUGGACGUAGGUUCUAGUUGUACAUUAUAACAAUUCCAUUGCGCAGUAAACAUGUUACAUGAUGCACAGUUAUACAUGCAUAUUUCAGGAAUCUCAUUAGUCCAGUCAUGUCUUGGAGAACAGAAGAGCGUGUUAGUGCUAGCGUGGUAGAUUUAUCUCGGGUAGACGUAGUGGCGGUAUUAGUAUUUUGUUUUCCAAAAUAUUUAGAACUGACGGGGACUCAAUCAAUUUAUACUCUGUAUAUCAUUGUAAUGUGUACACGUCAUAAUACUAUAAACGUAUGUGCUUCAAGUGUAAAGGGCCAGCUGCUGAAAAUAGUAUUUAUUUCCAACACUUGUUUGAUGUAUGUUUAAAGAGUUUUAUAGUCAUUACUUAAACAUCCACAUAUAUAUCAUUUUCUACGCCAAUACACGUCCGAGAUAAAUUGACUUACAAGUGGCGGGAACUCGUCAUUUUGAAUCAUGUUUAAGAACUUGCAUUAAUGUCCUGCAUUGAAAAUAAGGACAGAGGCUUGACUUAAUAAGUAUAUAUAUA